AUGGCGGGGUUUUGUGGAUCAGGGGCCUUGGGCAGACAGCCAACCCCUCGUCCUCCUGAAAGACGUCCCCCCAAUUUCCUUGUGUGCAGGUGGAGGGUCUGGCACUUGGGGCUCCGCAAGGCCCUUGUCCCACUGCAGGCUGCCUGGGUCGCCUUCUCUCAGCCUGUCCCAACCAGCUGUGGCCAGCUGCUAACCCAGCUCCUCCUGUGCGGUUGCCAGGCCGUUGCUGCUGCGGGUCUGACACACCGCUGGCUCGUGUCCUCGCUGCUUUACCCUCCGGGACCCUCAGCCACAGUGGCCACUGUCUGCGGCCUCUUGGUUUUCCUGGUCCUGGGCUUGGUGCCCCCCGCACGCUGCCUGUUUGCACUCAGCGUCCCCACCCUGAGCACGGAACAGGGCCGCCGCCUGCUCCUGUCCUGGAGCACCGCCACCCUGGCCGUCGCCGUGGUGCCCAACGUCUUGGCCAACGUGGGCGCGGCCGGGCAGGUGCUGAGAUGUGUCACAGAGGGCUCCCUGGAAAGCCUGCUCAACACCACUCACCAGCUGCACACAGCGUCCGGGGCUCUGGGCCCCGCUGGCCAAGCAGGCGGCCGGGGCUUGACCCUCCAGGCCCAGGGCAACGGCUCUGUAUUCCUGCUUCACAUGCUCAGGGUCACUCAGCAGGUGCUGGAGGACUUCUCUGGCCUGGAGUCCCUGGUCCGGGCGGCCGUGCUGGGGACCCAGCAGGUGGUCGCGGGGCUCUUUGUGCUGGGCCUCCUCGUGGACUCCGGCUGGUACCUCCACCGCUACCUGACGGACCUGCGGUUUGACAAUAUCUACGCCACACGACAACUGGCUUUGCAGCUGGCCGAGGCCCAGGCCACACACCUGGUGGCCUCCCCCCCAGCCUGGCUGCUCUGGGCCGCCCGGCCGAGGCUGUCCCAGGGGGAGCUGCUGAGCUGUCUCCUGAGGCUGGGACUGCUCACCCUGCCCCUGAUGGCCACAGCUGUGAUGGUGGCUACAGACCACGUGGCCUUUCUCCUGGCUCAGGCAGCCGUGGACUGGGCGCAGAAACUGCCUGCCGUGCCCACCACGCUCACGGUCAAGUAUGAUGCCACGUACACGGUCCUGGGUUUCGUCCCCUUUCUCUUCAACCAGCCGCCUCCGGAGAGCCCCUUCCUCUCUGCUCACAGGUCCUUCCAGUGGGAGCUCCGCCUCACCUCCCAGGGCUGCCGGCUGCUGCCCGCCCAGCGCCCCCACUCGGCCGCCUCCCUGGCUGCCGGCGCCCUGCAGUUGGCGGCCUGCGCCACCGUCCUGCUGGAGACCUACGCCCGGCGCCUGCGGCACACCGUCGCCGCUUCCUUCUUCUCGGCCCAGGAGGCCAGGAGGGCCCGCCACCUUCGCGCCCGGCUCCAGCGCAGAUACGACAGGCGCCCAGGCCAGCAGCUGCCCCCGGAGACCCCCUCCUGCUCCUGACACCCGGGCCUGCCAGCACCCGGCCCGGCAUGUCCUUGCUGUGUGACCUUGGGUGGAUUGCUUCUCCUCUCUGAGCCUCAGUUUCUAUGCCUGCAUAAUGACUGCAUAAUAAUAACCCAUGUGACCUACUUUCCACGGAGGGGGGGGCGGGGGAAUGUGGGAAGGGAGGAAUUCGAUACUGGGGGGUAAAAAGGCCUCGAGAAGCAGUAAAGCAUUCUGCACAGUGACCCACGAGGAAGUGCAGAGACAGCCCCAGGUUCCUCCAGACCAGCUGGGGAUCAGUGAAGGCUCUCACCUGCAUCAGGGGCCUCCGACUGGCAGAUGGAAACUUUGCCUAGCGAGAUGUGCCCAAAUGCUCCCGGAACUUAUUUAUAUGUCCCCCGAAUCUUCUGAGGUUUAGCAGCCUAACAUUUUCUUGAUUUUCUAAAUGAAGUA
Molecule: messenger RNA, 1890 nt
Organism: Neofelis nebulosa (Clouded leopard)
Lineage: Eukaryota; Metazoa; Chordata; Mammalia; Carnivora; Felidae
Gene: OCSTAMP
Product: osteoclast stimulatory transmembrane protein
Exons: 3
Cellular component (GO): membrane
Source: RefSeq, a predicted model, not a curated record